CUCUUCUACCUUCUGCGUCUUCGGAUACCACUAGUGGGCGAUGAAAGGCAUUCGGUGCUUUCAAUCGUGUGUGAUAUGCUAGAAUCAAGGAGCGUAAAUGAAGUGGUAAAGGGAAAUAUCAUUGACGGUGCGCUCAGUUUGCUUUCUUUGGAUGACGAGCAAGAAACUCCGGAUUUGAUGCUGCACGAAGGCAUUUUCGCAGAAAUCAAAAGGAUUUCUGGUGUCAAAAUGGGAACUGCUAUGGUACUUGGUGAACUGCCAAAGUUGUUGAAAUUUAUUUUGAAUUCACUACCGGCUGAAAAUGAAAAUCGAAAAUUGAACAUGAAACAUUUGGAAGUGUUAGACAGAGUAAGCGAAUUCGUUGAGGAUGCGACAAUAGGCAGUCGAUUUGUUUCGAUAUUGUUGACGUUCUUGGAAUCGGGCGCAGUACGGUCCGACGAGGCUAUCCAGUCCUUGCUGCUCACUGUUUCACGGAUGCUUGCUACUGUGGCCAAUUCAGAGCAGUUUUUAAAGUAUUUACAUCAAUUCUUUAAUUAG
This is a messenger RNA of Gongylonema pulchrum, 537 nucleotides long. NCBI's taxonomy places the organism in Eukaryota, Metazoa, Nematoda, Chromadorea, Rhabditida, Gongylonematidae. The record is from the annotation of a GenBank genome assembly.